UCAUGGGAACAGCGAGGGACGGUUCAGUGUAUCUUUGCCAGCCUACAACAAUCUGCAAAGGAGUUGCAGAAAAGCCUCAUGUUCAUCGAGCCCGGGUUUAAAAUUCUGCCGCUGAGGUCUUGAAGAUGCAGACGGGUACAGUAUGUGGUGCAGAUCGCAGUGUGUAUAAACUAAUUCUUUUCCUUGGAUUUCUUUUUUAAUUUUCUUUUCCAUUUUUUUUCUUCAAUGAAUUGUAUUUGUAAAAGGCUGGGCUGGAACAUCCUUCUGCCAUGUUUACAUCUUCCCUGUGUAGUCACAUGCAUUGGGAUGUAAUGAAAACAUUACAACAUCCAGGUACCCUGUUCACACAAGUUCAUAGUUCUUGACCUGUGUUGUGUCCUUAUUAGCUUCAUAAAGCUCCACAUUUACAGAGUCCAUUGAGCCUUAUCACAAGUUAAACUGAGUUGAGGCUCAAAUACAGCAUAUCUAUGUCCAGGUGUGGGUAUGGCAAGAAACAAGAACAAAAGAAAGUUCCAUAUACGUGCAGAACCACGUGUAACUUUUACUUCUUCAAUCUUGACACACAAAUGGUGAAUAAACAGUCCAGCAGGAACACAGUAUUUAUUACUGGUAAACGUUGUAAUACAAAUGAAAUGUAUGUAAAACCUUGACGAUCAGAAAUAAAACGAUUGAUUUUCACUCAUUUAUGUGUGUACAGAAUCCGUGAAUGCAGUUCUAGUGACGCAUAUCUGCUCAUUUCAUGUACAGUGACAGUCAUGCACAUCAAAGCACUGGUUACCUCGCCCCUAAUGACAAAUAUGUGAGGUCUUUCUCACCGGUUGUUUUUUGGACUGUUUCAGGGGACGAGACGCGACAGAGGGUCAAGUACGCUGACGAGCGCGUCUGCAAAAGUCAUCUUCUGAACUGCUGUCCACAUGACAUCCUGUCUGGAACUCGCAUGGACCUGGGGGAGUGCACGAAGAUCCACGACCUGGCGCUACGGGCAGAUUAUGAAAUCGCUUCCAAGGACAAAGACCUGUUCUUUGAGCUUGAUGCGGUGGAUCACCUGGAGUCCUUCAUCGCCGACUGUGACCGGAGGACCGAAUUGGCCAAGAAGCGCCUGGCUGAGACUCAAGAGGAGAUCAGUGCGGAGGUGGCGGCAAAGGCAGAGAAAGUUCACGAGCUGAAUGAAGAAAUAGGGAAGCUCCUGGCCAAGGCGGAGCAGCUGGGAGCCGAGGGCAACGUGGACGAGGCCCAGAAGGUCCUGCAGGAAGUCGAGAAGGUCCGCACGAAGAAGAAGGACGCAGAGGAGGAGUACAGGAACUCCAUGCCCGCCUCCAGCUUUCAGCAGCAGAAGUUGCGUGUGUGCGAGGUGUGCUCCGCUUACCUUGGUCUCCAUGACAACGACCGUCGUUUGGCUGACCAUUUUGGUGGGAAGCUUCAUCUGGGCUUCAUCCAGAUCCGAGAGAAACUGGACCAACUGAAGAAAACUGUGGUCGAAAAGCAGGAGAUAAGGAACCAGGAGCGCUUGAAGAGACGAGAAGAGAGGGAGAAAGAGGAGAAGUUGAAGAAGACCACCAGAUCUCAGAGCAAAGAGCCCAAAAGAUCUCACUCUCGCGACCGCAGGAGGAGGCGCUCGCGCUCCGCCUCGCGAGACAAGCGCCGCUCGCGCUCCAGGGAGAGGAAGAGGAGGCAGCGCAGCCGCUCCCGCAGCCGAGGACACCGGCACAACCACGAGCAGAGCUCCAGACACAAGUCGUCCAGGGACCAGCAGCACUCGUCCAGAGACGGGUCUCGGGACGGGAUGAACGGCCGGGCCGAGUCCCGCCGGGCCGACGACACGGGGGACCUCUGAGGACCGGACGCCAUCACCUCCCACGCGGGCCUGGACCCGCUGGUCCUGUCUUUAGCCCCGCCCACCCCUCCACUCACCUGACCUGUUGUUGAGGAUCCAGUUCCGUUGGUUAUUGAUCAGCCGUGGCGUGUCAGACCCGCAUCUGUGACUCUUCUUCUCGAUCACCGACAUAGCCCGACUGAUCCAGAUCCUGUUGUUCCCCGUGUCCGAGUGUCUCCGUCCGAAUGUGUUCCGCCUGAUGAGGUCUGAGGAGCUUCGUUCUGGCCGUACUUCUGAUUUGUAUUUCUUCGUCUCCCAGCUCCUGACGAGCUGCAGGACACCGGACAGCUUUUCUCUCUAUCGUCUCCUGUUCGCCAAAACCCAGUUGAAGAUUUCGGAACCCAAUUAAAAAACCAAAAAGUUUAAACGUGCGAAUAUAAGUAUGGUAUCGAUCCUGUGUUUCCAUUGGUCCGUUUUUCUUUUUUCGCUAAUCAACCGUUACCUUAUAGUGCUGGUAGUGGAAGGAUCUGAUUUAGUUGGCCAGGAUAAGUAAAUGCUUGUUUUGAAUUGUAUUGGUGGCACGGUUCUUGGUUUAUAAUUUGUUUCCAUCUGGAUUUCUUUUAUUUAAGAUCAAUUGUAACUUCAAAGUUUGUCGGUUCAGAUCCGUUGGCCAUUCAGUGCCGUCCUGUACAUCCUCUAAAGGUUCUUUGUCGGUCCAUAUGCCUCUGAAUAGAUUUAUAAUUGAAACAGACUUUAAUGGAUGCAUCGCUUCAUGUGUGAAGUCAUAUCUGUUCAUGUUCUGCUGGAAAUCUUUCUUUAAAGUCUCAAUAAAAAUCACCAUUUCAUUUUC
Pseudoliparis swirei is the source of this 2663-nucleotide messenger RNA. It is a transcript of the gene luc7l, whose product is annotated as LUC7-like (S. cerevisiae). NCBI's taxonomy places the organism in Eukaryota, Metazoa, Chordata, Actinopteri, Perciformes, Liparidae. Gene Ontology annotation, molecular function: mRNA binding. Gene Ontology annotation, biological process: mRNA splice site recognition. The record is from RefSeq and is a predicted model, not a curated record. The coding region runs from base 740 to 1834 and encodes 364 amino acids. The transcript has 11 exons. Gene Ontology annotation, cellular component: U2-type prespliceosome; U1 snRNP.